This is a messenger RNA of Protobothrops mucrosquamatus (brown spotted pit viper), 2415 nucleotides long. It is a transcript of the gene ZNF276, whose product is annotated as zinc finger protein 276. The transcript has 11 exons. NCBI's taxonomy places the organism in Eukaryota, Metazoa, Chordata, Lepidosauria, Squamata, Viperidae. Gene Ontology annotation, molecular function: zinc ion binding; chromatin insulator sequence binding. The record is from RefSeq and is a predicted model, not a curated record. Gene Ontology annotation, biological process: regulation of transcription by RNA polymerase II. Gene Ontology annotation, cellular component: chromosome; nucleus; kinetochore. Bases 1 to 1980 code for a protein of 659 amino acids.
AUGAAGCGGGACCGGCGUGGGCGGUUCUUGCCCGUAGCUUUGGCGGCCAGGAUCGGGUCAGAGCCGCCGCCGGCCGAGACAGGCAGGCCAGACUCCGUGAGCCGAACGCGCCGCGGACGCGCCGCCGCCGCCGCCCGGGAGGAGAAGACCGCGCCGGAGCCCAAGCGCUGGGCCUCGCCGGCCGCUGAAGCCGCAGCCGCAGCGGCCGUGCCGGGAAUCCCCCGGGCUUUGACCACGGGCUUCUGCCGGCUUUGCCACGGGAAGUUCUCCUCGCGGAGCCUGCGAAAUGCCUUUGGGAAGGUCCCCAUGGUGAGCGAGGACUCAGAGAAGCAGCGGCGCUUGGACCAAGUCUUCUUCACAGACUUCCAGCGGCUGGUGGGGGUGACCGUCCAGCAGGACCCCUCUCUUCCCCCGUUUGUUUGCAAAAAGUGCCACGCCCAGUUCUACAAGUGCCGCAGCAUCCUGAAGGCUUUCAUCCAGAAGGUGAACGUCUCACCUGCGGAACAUCCCAAGCCACGAGGAAAGUACGUUGAGCAGCCUUCCCUACUCAUGGUCUCUGUGUUGCCCGUAUCUGCCACCCGCCUGAGGGACAGGAACAAUCUAGCCCAGCCUUCACUGCCCACUGCUUCAGCUGGAGAAGGAGAGGCGUCUUGUCUGGACCUGAUCACCUCCAGCCCACAGUGCCUUCACCAGCUGGUAAGGUGGAGCCACAGCCACGCGGAGAACUGCCCGAUGGCACCAAGCCUGCAGAGUGUCUUGUCGUCCAAGUACUGCGGGAUCAUCAGAGCCGUGUGGGGCUGCGAAGAGGGCCACAAUUACAUCAUGAGCACGGAUUCGGACUGCAGCACCUUGCUGGUAGACAGUGCCCUGGCGGUCCAGUGGGAACUGAAGAAGGACACUCCUCGGCAAGUGACGGGCAACGGGGUGGCAUCCGACAGCUCCGGGGCUGCCAUUCCAUCGCUGCAACACCAGCACAAUGCUGCUAGGGCAGUGGCUGGCCAGCAGCCUGCAGACGGUGUGACUGCUUUGCCGGCAUCCAGUGCAGAAGACCUGGUUCCUGAGAGCCGAGGUUUGCCUUCCUUGCAAGACCCUUUGCAGGAGGACCUGCUCCAAGCAGCCUCUCCCCAGUCGGGUAGCCCAGGACGGCCGAGUGAGAAGCUGGCUCUCUCUGCAGCAUCAGAUGAGCGGGUAAAAGACGCGUUCAGUGACCUUUCUGAGGGAGAGUCUUCAAAUGAGGAUGAAAACCACAAGAGAGCGCAGUCUUCAGAUGAAUCUUUUGAGCCUUAUCCAGAAAAAAGGGUGUCCAACAACAGAAAAGUGGAAAGCAAGGAAGCAAACUUGGAGGAGCUGAAAACAAGGAAGAAGCCAGGACCCAAACCUGGCUGGAAGAAGAAGAUCAAGUGCGAAAGGGAGGAGCUGCCAAACAUUUACAAGUGUCCUUAUCAGGGCUGCACAGCUGUGUACAGAGGGGCGGAUGGCAUGAAGAAGCACAUCAAAGAACAUCACGAAGAGGUCCGGGAGAGGCCCUGUCCCCACCCAGGGUGCAACAAAGUCUUCAUGAUUGACCGCUAUCUUCAGCGCCAUGUGAAGCUCAUUCAUACCGAGGUGCGCAACUAUAUCUGUGAUGAAUGCGGCCAGACAUUCAAACAGCGCAAACAUCUGUCUGUCCACCAGAUGCGCCACUCAGGAGCAAAGCCACUUCAGUGUGAAAUCUGCGGCUUCCAGUGCAGACAGCGAGCCUCCCUCAAGUACCACAUGACCAAACACAAGGCAGAGACGGAGCUGGAGUUUGCUUGUGACCAAUGCGGGAAGCGCUUCGAGAAGGCCCACAACCUCAAUGUUCACAUGUCCAUGGUGCACCCCCUGACCCAGACGCAGGAGAGAGCCAAGGAGGGUGAGUCGGAGCCCAAGCCACUGCUGGACACUGUGGAAGGCCAGCCUAUCAAAGUAGAACUGAGUGCGCAGCAGGAACCCACCUGAAAGCGCCUGACGCGGCUUUGCAUCAAUCGCACAGGACAGGAGAUUGUCUGUCUUUUAGUGGGUCCUUCGGAAGAGGCCCUGGGAAAUCACUUCUGCUUGCCUGCGAACAGCUUUCCCGUGCUGUGACCGCUCUCUUUGUGCUUACGUCAACGACGGCUACGACAUCCUAUGGAGAAGUCUCUCCUUUACCAAAAGGCAGGGUCUGUUCUGCCCUUCCCGCUGACGAUGAUCAAAAGGCAUCACGCCUGUUAUAAAGGUGUGUAUAGCUCAUAAGACACCCAUAAAUUCCCUGUGAUGGAUCUCAAGAAUGAUGGAGACUUGAAUCCAGAUGUUUUACAUUAAAUGCCAAACUCAAAAUGAAGAACAGGACAUUUGUAACCUAAUUUUUAUUGUUCAAAGUCAUAAUUAUGCUUGUAAUAAAUUAUUUACACAGUA